GGAACUACAGCAGCUGGUCCAGCUACUUGUGUAUAUUGUUGACGUAUUAAUGUGCAAUAUUGCAUGCAGACAGCAUACACAUAGCGAUCACUUUCGUAAAUCUGUGCUCAAAUCAGGCUGCAUUUGUUUAAACGAAAAGCUUGCUCAAGCGGGGAUCAGACAAAAUUGCGAGACUCCAUAUUUGAACACUGUGUGACCGUGUUUGUAACAUGUACAGUAUUUAUAUCGUUUUGUACUUUUAUGCAUCGGCUUUUACAGCAAUCUGCUGAACAUAAUCAAUGAGAUUUGACUGAUUUAAAAUCCAAGUAGAUUUUAACUCUUUUGCCACUUUGUUCGCAAACAAAGUUUUAAAAGCAAGGUCUGUAUCAAAGGCGAAAGUCUGGACGGUGUUUUCAAAGCUUUUAUUUGACUUGUAUACACACGUGCGUGUCUUUGAAAGCCUUUACGUUAAAUAUGCGAGGCAGUUUGUGGAGUUCAUUUAAAACGCUGCAUUUAUUCAAGUCUGUGCUGAAGUCGAACCCUGCACUCUCUCGUUCCUGCUCCUCUGGAUAUGUGUCUCAAAUCAGGUACCUGAUGAGAUUGAAGGAGGAUGAUGAGGCGUGUCGAGAGGCGUUAAAGUCUGGCAGAUUUCUGCUGUAUUAUAAUUUUGCUCCUCUGCUGCAGAAGAGCAACAACAGUGUUUACAAACCAGCUUUUCUGAAAUCUUCAGAUUUGGUUAAAAUACUGGAAAAAGUUGGAAAGGACAAACUCUUUAUUAAUGAAUCUGUUCUUCUGGGAUGCGCUGAAAAUGGAGAAGCACAGUUCUCACUGGAAGUGGGGGAUUUAGACCGCAGUACUUUGGAGCAGCAGUGUGGAGGUGCGUUUGUGGAUCUCAGGAAAGCUUUCUUCAUGUUAAACGGACAAGAUACUCCUCUUGUGGCCAAAGGUCAGUCUCUACUUCGAUGGCACCAGACCAAUGGCUUUUGCAGUGCUACAGGGCAGCCCACCGUCAGGAAUCAGUCGGGAAGUCACAGAAUCUGUCACAGCAGUGGGAUCACAUACUACCCAAAAAUGUCUCCAGUGGUGAUUGUGUUGGUGUCUGAUGGGAGCAGAUGUCUGCUGGGACGACAGGCCAUGUUUCCUCCGGGCAUGUACAGCGCUCUCGCCGGAUUCUGUGACAUGGGGGAGUCAAUGGAGGAAGCCCUUCAUAGGGAGGUGGCAGAGGAGGUGGGUUUAGAGGUGGAGACCCUACAGUACUCUGCAUCACAACACUGGCCGUUCCCACAAAGCUCCUUUAUGGUAGCUUGCCAUGCAACUGUAAAUCCAGAUAAAACACAGGUGAGCAUAGACAAGGCAGAACUUGAGGAUGCUCGGUGGUUCACUUUUAAAGAAAUAACAGAAGCACUACAGAUAAAGAAACCGCCACGCAACCCUAAAGGAGAACCAGCUUUGUUCUGGGUCCCACCUUCUUAUGCCAUAGCCAAUCAGCUCAUUCAAGAAUGGGCCAAUCAGCAACAGCUAUCAAGAAAAUAACACGCACUCAAUGUAUUAUUGCAUAAUACAAAUGCAUCAACAAAAUAGAUUCAGUUGCUACUUUGAUGUUUUUUAGACUUGGAUAAUAUGAAAACUUGAUUUGAAGAAAAUGGAUUUGCUGUGAUAACCAACUAAUACAUUGUAAUGUGUUAAUAAUUUUAAAUGGACUUUUGGAUUUUAGUUCUACCUCAACUUACUUAAGCCCUUUUCACACAGAGAUUACGGAAAAUACACAAAAAAUUGGUCUGUGAUUUGUUCUGGAUCGUUUGAUUUUUGGUUCAUUCACACUGCCAAUGAUUUUCUGGAACCUGCGUGCAUUCACACACAUACCGUAAAGAUCCCAUAAAGACACGUAACAUAUUAAGAGUCUUGCACAUGGUAGGUUUUUUCCACAGCAUCUGAAGUUUGCUAAUUAUCUGUGAUUUCUCAUUGAGAAACCACACACGUGCAUUUUUGUUUAUGACAAGAUCAUAAGGAGCGUGUGAUGCACUUUUCUGUCAUGCUGGUGAAUGAUCUCAGCUUCAGCACGGAUAGUGACGAACUCUCUGAUCUCUGCUUCAGUUUAAUUUGCCAACAUUUCUUGUUGUGAAUGUUGAUCUGCGUUUAAAUCCUUGUGUCAAAGAGCUGAACCAUAACUAAUUGUUGCAUCCUUACUACGGCACGCCCCUUAUGGCAUUGUUUCUGCCUCACAGAACGUGUUUCCGUGAAUGUUACUGCAACGUUGUUAGGUCCUCUUUACGGGAGUGAUCCCAGAACAUUUACGGGACUUGUUGGUGUCUACACAAACCCCCUUUAUGGGAACAAAGUGCUGUGUGAAUGGGGUUUAUGAUACAAUAAAAAUGGCAUAGAUUGGAUGAAAAAUUUGUAAUUAUGAUGUCAUAACAUGUAAUGCAAUUGUGAAUAAGUGUUAACAGUGAGCAUCUACCUCAAAUACUACUAAUAGUAUCAAUCCACUAAACCAUUUUUCUGAAAGGAAAUAUUUUAAAUAAACAUCUUAUAAAAUUAUUGUUAACAUGAUAGUGACAUAAAUAACUAGUUUUGUCUAGUUUCUCAGAGAAAUUUGAGAUGACUGGAGUUAUUUAUCUUUUCUUUUCAGAUACUAAGCCUUGGAAUGAAUAUACAUAAAUGUACACAACAAUUCUGUUUUCAAUUUCUUUAGAUCCAUAUUAUUUUAAUAUGUAAAAACAGUAAGACUUUUUAAGAAUGUCAAAUAAGCUUUCUACACAAUGCAUAAACUCUGUGAUUUACACACGAAAUACAGCUUU
This is a messenger RNA of Paramisgurnus dabryanus, 2777 nucleotides long. It is a transcript of the gene nudt13, whose product is annotated as nudix (nucleoside diphosphate linked moiety X)-type motif 13. Lineage: Eukaryota; Metazoa; Chordata; Actinopteri; Cypriniformes; Cobitidae. Gene Ontology annotation, molecular function: hydrolase activity; metal ion binding. The record is from RefSeq and is a predicted model, not a curated record.